GCCCCCUCUGAGUGGUUGUAAACACAGCUCCGUCCGGCUCUCAUGGUCCCCUCUCUGCUCCUCUGACUCCUCCACGAUGGGAGAAAACGACGAAGGAGACAUCAUCGAGCACCACGCGGAGGAGGAGAUGGAGAAGAGGGGCGCAAGGAGCCACGCCGAGAGCGUGACUCCGUCCGACCGGGAGGGCCACAGCGGGACUCAGUCCUCCCACCGCCUGCUGGCCUACAGCGACGCCCUCAUCUCCAUCAUCGCUACUGUCAUGAUCUUACCUGUUGCUCACACGAAGGUGGAAGAUAACGAGGAGUUGCGGCAGAGCGUGCAGCUCCUGUUGACCACAAAGAUUGCCGUUUAUUUGAUGACGUUCAUGAUAGUGACGGUAGCGUGGGCGGCUCAUAUCAGAUUGUUUCAAGUGAUUGUUCGUAUCGAUGACUGCCUCGCGCUGCUGAACCUCGCGUGCAUGAUGCUGAUCACCUUCCUGCCGUACACGUUUUCUUUGAUGGCGACUUUCCCGGACAACGUUCUCGGGAUUUUACUCUUCUGUGGCUGCGUGAUGGUGAUGGGCGUCAUUCAGUGUCUGAUCGUGUUGUACGCCUUCAGCCGUCCCUUCCUGCUGAACGAGCAGAUCCAGAUCUCCGAGAACCAAACCUUCUACAAAGAGCACAUCCUCAAAGUCAUCAUGAGGGUUCCUCUCAUGUGCUUCAUCGCCAGCAUCUUCUCCUUCAUCUUCUUCCAGCUGUCGUAUGUUCUGUUGGCGAUCGUCAUCUUCCUGCCGUACAUCUCGCGGUCUCUGAAGUGGUGUCGGAACAAAGCCAUCGGUCAGGUGGAGGAGACUCCGGACUCCAUGAUGUUUUACACCUACCUGCCCAACGAGCCGCUCAGCAAGGAGCGCGUGGAGGCGUUCAGCGACGGAGUUUACGCCAUCGUAGCGACGCUGCUCAUCCUGGACAUCUGCGAGGACAACGUUCCCGACCCGUCCGUGGUGCAGAAGCAGUUUGGCGGCUCUCUGGUGGCGGCCCUCCAGGUUUACGGUCCAGAGUUUCUCGCCUACUUCGGCUCCUUCGCCACCGUCGGCCUCCUCUGGUUCGUGCACCACUCGCUCUUCCUCCACGUUACCAAGACGACGCGCUUCAUGGGCCUGCUGAACACCUUCUCGCUGGCGUUCGUCGGAGGCUUGCCUCUGGCCUACCAGCUGACGCACGAGUUCCCGAACAACUCCCGGAACGAGCUGGAAGCCAUCCAGAUCAGCUGUGUCAUCAUUUUCUUUGCAGGGAUUUUCCAGCUGGCGAUCUGGGUGGUGGCGCUCUAUAACGAACAGGAAACGCUGCACCCGUACGUACGCUACGGAGGACGCGAGCACGUCUUCAUGCUCGCUAAGCUAGGUCUGUACCCGUGUGUAGCCUUAGGGACGUUCUUCCUCACCUGUUUCCUGAGUAAAUUUAGCGCUCCGAUCUUCCACCUGAUGGAGAUCACGGUGCCUUUCGCUUUCCUCGUGCUCAGGCUGCUGGUGCGUGCAGGGUUAGCUCUGAUGCGGCUGUUUUUCUGUCCCGACGGGGCGGACCAGAGAUCUGUUGUUAUAGAGGACGAAGACGAGACAAGAGUGCCAUUUAACGCUUUAGUGACUUAGCUUUGAGAGGAGAGUGGAGAGAAAGUCAAGCUAGCACAGAGCAGGGAGCUGCAGCUAAAGGAAGAGACGGGCUCUCUUUUAACCUGGUUCAAACUCUGAGAAAGAAUCAAUGGGAUUAAAAGAGACGUGUCUUAUUUUGAAAGGGAAGGCAGGAAGUGGACCAGAGAAGUGAAGGACACCGACGGCCAAAAGUCCAUCCUUUCAUUUCAUGUUUUCACUCGAAUACUUUAAGAUGCUUCUUGUGAUUAGCGAAUAAUCAACAAUCGUCUUCUUUGUGUUCUGAUUUAUUUUACUUUCAUUUCUUAAAGUCACGCGUUUGAAAAAGUGGCUUUAAACGGUGGACGACUAAACGCCGAUCAAACUUUAAACCUUACUCUGACAGAUUCAGAAGAAGCGCUGACAGGUACAGGUGUGAUGACAAUCCGUCCUAUCCAGUCGUUUAUUCAUGUUUUGGACGGUGCCUAAACACGCUUCACCCCGAAGUCCAGUUUGUCUGACUAGUGUGAGUGCUCCAAUCUGUGCCCAAGCACGCUACACUUCCUUGGCCCCGGCUCGCUCUGAAGAGGUGUGCUUCUGCACGGGACAAAACAUAGAGGGGCAAUCGUGCUUAAGCACGGUACGGGACAACUGGGCGGAGUGUGGGUGCGCCCUAAAAGACCCAAAUCUCUGCAUAUAUCGUUCCUAAAACAUCCCAUUGUGUCCGAGCGAACGUGUCAAACUCUUUAAAGGAAUACUUCACCAUGAAACAUGAAUCUGUAUUGACAUUGGGUCAUAUAUGUAGAAAUGUGAAAUACAUUUUGAAGUUGGUGCCUUCUUGAUUGAGAAAAGGCAGAAAGUGUCUUUUUGGCUCAUGUUGAUGAAAGACACCAAAUCCCAGAAUGCACAGCACCGCAGGCCACUCCCACUAAGGUCCUCUAUUUACAGACAUUUACUUCAACACAUACGGCCGUUUCCUCAACUGAUUCUGAGAUUUCUUCCAGAAGGAAUUUGCAUCUUGUAAAUUCCUGUCAGUAAACAGACUCUAUGUCUGUGUCCAUAGACAAACAGUGAGAGCACCGACACUACCAGUCCACCCCAGCUCGAGCCGGCUCCUCGUCCUCACAGCCGCCGACAGGCAGGCCUUGUGUCUCGGCUGCUGAGCUGGCAGCGGCCGGCAAUAUAGCAAUAUAGCCGCAAGACGGUUGCUGCCGACAGGCUGGUUUUGUUUCUCGGCUGCUGUGGCCAGCGGUGGUCCCGGCGGCCAGCGGUGGUCGCGGCGGCCAGCUGUGGUCCCGGCGGCCAGCAGCAGCAGCAGCCAAGACACAAGACCGGCCUGUCGGCAGCAGCAGUCUCGCCGCUAUAUUUAUAUUUUUUUUACCAUUAUCAACUUUCUCCAUAGAGCCUGUUAGCGUAGCUUCCAAGCAAUAUGGCGGAGGUUAAGUUUCGAUUCUGGGAGUGAGUUCCCACCCACUGAUCUGUGAUUGGUCUGUAGCUUCAGUGGUCGAAAAUAUGAGGAACUAGCGUUGUAGUUUCACCCCGCUAACCGCAACAGCUUCCAGUGACGCAAAAAUCAUGAUUUUGCGUCACUGGAAGAGCUCCUUUACAGACUCAGAAAUACAAAGAUUUCUCAUCUCAGGGGAAAAUGAGGGCGGGAUGCACGACCAUUCAGAAACACUACCAGGUUUCUAAUGAUACAAAGAUUAAUGCA
Labrus mixtus (cuckoo wrasse) is the source of this 3311-nucleotide messenger RNA. RefSeq names its product transmembrane protein 175 (gene tmem175). The record is from RefSeq and is a predicted model, not a curated record. The transcript has 10 exons. Gene Ontology annotation, molecular function: proton channel activity; potassium ion leak channel activity. Lineage: Eukaryota; Metazoa; Chordata; Actinopteri; Labriformes; Labridae. Gene Ontology annotation, cellular component: lysosome; endosome. The coding region runs from base 77 to 1624 and encodes 515 amino acids.